CUCCGGUUGGGAUCCAUCGCACCUAACUUCAAGGCCGACACCACCAACGGUCCGAUUGAUUUCCAUGAGUUCAUCGGUGACAAGUGGGUCGUGUUAUUUUCUCACCCAGAGGACUACACUCCGGUCUGCACCACCGAGCUAGGCGCUUUCGCCAAGCUUGAGCCCGAAUUCACUAAGCGUGGAGUCAAGUUGAUCGGUCUGUCUGCAAACACCGUCGACUCUCACAGAGGAUGGAUCAGGGACAUAGACGAGAUCUCUGGCAGCAAGCUGGCCUUCCCAAUCAUUGGCGACAAAGAGAGAAAGGUUGCGUUUGCCUAUGACAUGCUCGAUUACCAGGAUACAACGAAUGUCGAUCAGAAGGGCAUCGCUUUCACUAUUCGAUCCGUCUUUAUCGUCGACCCGACGAAGACUAUUCGCCUCACUCUCUUAUACCCAGCUUCCACCGGCCGCAAUACCGCCGAGGUCCUCCGCGUUAUUGACUCCCUCCAGACCGGCGACAGGCAUCGCAUCACAACUCUCAUCAACUGGAUCCCUGGUGAUGAUGUUAUCGUCCACCCAAGUGUCAAGAAUGACGAGGCUAAGCAGUUGUUCCCUGAGUUCCGCAUUGUCAAGCCAUACCUCCGAUUCACACCUCUGCCAAAGGAGACGACUUCAGCUGCUGUCUAG
This is a messenger RNA of Amorphotheca resinae ATCC 22711, 666 nucleotides long. RefSeq lists its product as hypothetical. The annotation marks the transcript as partial. The record is from RefSeq and is a predicted model, not a curated record. Gene Ontology annotation, biological process: cellular response to oxidative stress; cell redox homeostasis; cellular oxidant detoxification. The transcript is spliced from 2 exons. Gene Ontology annotation, molecular function: peroxiredoxin activity. Lineage: Eukaryota; Fungi; Ascomycota; Leotiomycetes; Helotiales; Amorphothecaceae. Gene Ontology annotation, cellular component: mitochondrion; cytosol.